Molecule: messenger RNA, 555 nt
Organism: Gryllus bimaculatus (two-spotted cricket)
Lineage: Eukaryota; Metazoa; Arthropoda; Insecta; Orthoptera; Gryllidae
Source: the annotation of a GenBank genome assembly
GUAGAGGUGCGAUCGCCGCGUUUCUCGGGCCAGGGCUGGCUGGCGUUCCCGGCGCUGCGCUCCGCCUACAAGCACGUGCAGCUGGAGCUGGAGUUCCGGCCGGAGGCCUGGGAUGGCAUCCUCUUCCUGACGGGCGAGCGCGACGACAUGGCGGGCGACUUCAUGGCCCUGCUGCUGCACCGCGGCUUCGUCGAGUUCCGAAGUGGUCAUGAAGGUGUGAAAGAUGAGAUACUAUCUGGAUCUGAUGCGAGUCCUAAGGUUCGACUGCGGUUCGGGCCUGGGCGUGGUGCGCUCGGAGGAGACGGUGCUGCUGAACCAGUGGAACCGCCUCACCCUCUACCGCCACCGCUGGGACGCCUGGAUCCAGCUCAACAACGGCAAGCACGUGGAGGGCCGCUCCAAGGUGAGUGGCGCGCUCUGGGCGGGAGCGAUCGCGCGGCGCGGCAGCAGCAGCAGCAGCAGCGACGGGCUAAUUGCAAUUCGCGCACGCGGUCGCGGCACGCCUCCGCCCUCGCCGAGCAAAUUACUAGCUCCCGAGGAUUCCUUGUUGCUUAG